Cottoperca gobio is the source of this 4935-nucleotide messenger RNA. RefSeq names its product ring finger protein 103 (gene rnf103). Gene Ontology annotation, molecular function: ubiquitin-protein transferase activity. Bases 489 to 2594 code for a protein of 701 amino acids. Gene Ontology annotation, biological process: protein ubiquitination; ERAD pathway. The record is from RefSeq and is a predicted model, not a curated record. The transcript has 7 exons. Gene Ontology annotation, cellular component: endoplasmic reticulum. NCBI's taxonomy places the organism in Eukaryota, Metazoa, Chordata, Actinopteri, Perciformes, Bovichtidae.
ACGUCUGCUCCUCUGUGUACACCAGCUGAUCGGAGCAAAAAAUCUGAUCCGUCAUUACUGUCAAUUUGUAAUGUUGUGAAUAUCUGGCAGCACAGCAGCAGUCCGGGUCAACCGCUGCGGACAUUCAGCGGGAAACUGCAGCGCGUGCAGCCGACAAGAGACAUGGCGGGGCCUGUUUGUUUUGGUUGAUACAAUAGACUGUAUAAGGUUGAUACCAAGGCCUACCUGCGAUGCUAAGCUAAUUAGCUAGCUGUCACCGUCAGCAGGAUUCAUGAAUGCAAACUACUGGUAAAGGAAGUGAGCGGUCAGGGAAUAUCUUCCCAGCCACACUCGAUGGAGGUCUGACUGACGUACACAUAUUUAAUAUUAAGCUAAUAUAUGUUGUGAGUGGGUAGAAGGGGAGAGGAAGCCUAUGUAGCCUGUCCAGUGGUCACAGACUAUAACAGAGAAAUUCUCUCGUGCCAGCAGCGCUCUCGUCCAGCUAUAAGAUGUGGUUGAAACUGUUCUUCUUGCUCUUGUAUUUCAUAGUGCUGUUUAUGCUAGCACGCAUUUUUGAAGCGGUAGUUUGGUAUGAGACUGGUAUGUUCGCCACUCAGCUUGUGGAUCCAGUUUCUCUCAGUUAUAAGAAGUUGAAGACCAUCCUGGAGUGUCGAGGGUUGGGAUACUCCGGACUGGCUGAGAAGAAGGAUGUCAGCGAGCUGGUAGAGAAAUCAGGAGAGUUGACACAGGGGGAGCUGUACUCCGCCAUCAAGAAAGAGAAGGAGCAGACAGAGGCAGGAGAUGCCGGCACGACAUACUUCAGUGGAGAGAUGCACUUCUAUGAAUUAGUGGAGGACACUAAAGAUGGGAUAUGGCUGGUUCAGGUCAUUGCCCAGGACCGGGAAGCUCUGCUCAGUCAGUCCAACUGGGGGAAGAUGGUGCAGAAAGUGUCUCAGUUUGGGAUCAGAACUGGAACCUUCAACUGCUCUAAUGACUACAGGUCAUGUAUCAAGCGUGGCUGGCAGCGCUCCACUCUCAUCAUGUCUGUUCCUCAGACUUCAGCAUCAAAGGGCAAAGUCAUGCUAAAAGAAUACAAUGGCCGUCGCAUUGAAACUGAACACAUCUUCCGCUGGAUGACCUCACAUGUGGCUCAUCGAAUCAAAACCCUGCGUCAGUCUGAGCAGCUGGUGGAGGAGUGGCGCUCUGACCCGGCCCACCCCGUGAAGAUGUUUCUGUUCGCCCGUCUGUCCCAGCCGCCGGCCUUCUUCUCCUCGCUGUCCGUCAAAUUUACUGGAAGGAUUGAGUUCAUUUUCGUGGACGUGUGUCACUGGGACAACCACAGCAGCCUAUCAGAGAUUGAUGUGACACAGAGCCCCGCCUACAUUCUCAAGAUGCCUGAGGGCAUUUAUCGUUAUGGCAACAGUAUCGGGGAGUUCCUGUCCCUGGCUGCCAUGGAUACUUUCCUGCGUUCGGUGCAGCCGGAGGUCAAUGAUUUGUUUGUCCUCAGUCUGGUCCUGAUCAACUUACUGGCCUGGAUGGACCUCUUCAUCACACAGGGAGCAACAGUGAAACGAUUUGUAGUUCUGAUCCGAACACUUGGAACCUACAACUCUAUACUGCUGGUGUCCUGGCUUCCUGUUCUGGCUCUCCUCCAGCUGCCAUAUCUGGACACGCUGUACGGUUACAGUCUGAAGCUGCUUCGCUAUGCUGACACCACCACAUUAGCCAGCCUGGUGAGAGUUGACUGGACCUUCUACUCCUCCCACCCUGCUCUCUUCCUGUCCACCUACCUGGCCCACGGCCUGUUAGUUGACUACUUUGAGAAGAAACGCCGCUGUGGCAUCAGGAGCCAAGAGGACAGCACCACCAACCUGGAGUGGCUGGCCAGUCUGUGGGACUGGUACACUUCCUAUCUGCUCCACCCAAUCGCAGCGCUGCAGCAGGUCCCAUCUGACUACUCGGACUGGGAGGAUGACCCCAACUUCUUAUUUGAGCGUUUGGCUUUCCCUGACCUCUGGCUUCGCCCAUUAGUAAACAUGGAUUAUAUUACCAGCCUGCCCACCUGGAGGUUCAGAGCUGCUGGUCAGGACAGCGGAGAGGGGUCUGAUGUAAGGCUGGAUGAAGAGACAGAUGGUUCACAUUCAGACACAGAGAGCUUGGAGCAGAUGGAUGCAGGUCCCAGCAGACCUCAGGACAGCAACACACAGCUCUGUAUGUACAACAACAUGGACCCCAGCAGUAGCUGCCAGUAUGUGUGUGCUGCUGCAUCAUCCUUCUGCUGUCGUCAUGGGAACGGAAGCUCAGCACCAGCAGACAGCGCAGUGAAGGACGGCUGCCUGACAUCUGAAGGCGUCUCUCACCAUCAGCACUGUGAUUGGUCGGUGUGGCCCUGUGACGUGCUGCAGUGUUCAGAGUGUGUGGUGUGUCUGGAGAACUUUGUGAGCGAGGAGCUGCUGAUGGGGCUUCCCUGCGGUCACGCCUUCCACCAGCAGUGCAUUGUGGUGUGGUUGGCAGGAGGCAGACACUGCUGCCCCGUGUGUCGCUGGCCCAGCUACAAGAAAAAACAGCAGAGUGCUGCACAGAAAAUCUCCAAUGAAAACACGCUGCAGGACUGAUGAAUAUGUCUCACGUCAUGUGUCCUCUCCACUCUCACUGCUCAUUGGCACAGAGCUCACUGGGCAUGGAGACUGUCUGGUAUCAUCACAGCGUGCUUGGGGUAAAGUUGGGACUGGGAAGGAAUUAAAGGAGAUUUCAACUUGGACCCUAUUUUCCCUAAGUGACUAAUGGUGACAACAUUUUUUGAAAUUGGUCCAGUAUUGAGUGCGUAUGCUGCAGCCGCUAAAUGGGCUGCAAUGUACGUCCACUAAAAGUGCUUGUUUUUCAUUGACGAGAUCAGAGUGUUAUUACACAUGUCUGACAACAUCAUGGGAAGAGCCUGCAGAGAAAUAAAACAUUUCCUAUGCCUUUCGCUUGAUUACAUUGCAACCCGUUUAGCGGCUGUCGGCUGUAGCGCUCUUGCUUAAUUAAAAAAAAAUGGUUCCCAUUGGUGACUUGGACACACAAACAUGAGGAAGUAGGGCCCAGGCGGAAGAACACCACUGCUACACUUUAAGGAGAAAACAUUGUGAGUAGGUGUGGUCAUGAAACAUCAACCGGUUUGCUUCCAUUACUGUUGAAGGUAAUAAACUGGGCAUUAUUGGCAAACAGACGGACAACACUAUGAAAGCCCAGUCACCAUGGUUUCUGUAUAGAGAGGAUAUUGAUUCACACAGUAAACAUUGGUGACAUCACAGCUAAAUUUGUAGUGCAAUAAAAACAAAUUUCUGGUUUUGCUGUUUUCACUUACCAGAGUCUGUUCCCCCCCAGAAACCAUCAGAGUGAUAUACGUGGUGUUGUGAUUCCAGGCUGGAAAAGAAGCUACUUAUCAAGCUAACUGCAUCAAAACACUAUAUAAUGUAGACUGUCUGCUCCAUCCUGCACCAUCACUGACUGCAAACACCUCCGUGCUGACCGUGUGCUUUUAUUGUGAUGGCCUUCUCCAUUGAACGCUCUCAUUGGUCAAUACAGGAUGUAUCAGUCGGCACGACAAUGCUAUUCAAUAAAUGAACGAGGAGUGAAUUAUCUCUAGUCCUUCUGGUUCUGAAGGCACUAACAUGACCCCACUGGCAACUCCUCAGAAUCUAAUUUUUACGAGACAGAAGUAUUUAUUUUGAUUAUCCAGAGAGAAUGUGCUCAAACAAGCACCACUAUCAAUAGUUUCUACCGUAACGCUGCCCGAUAACAUCUCAUAGUUUGUCAUAGAGCAUUUACAAAUGCACUACUGAAGCUGUUUAUCACUAGGACACAUGAACAGUUGUAAACCUUGUUUUCAGAUGAACAUACAGAGUAACGCUUGCUGGCCAUAGUGUUGAUAGAUACAUAAUCACAUGAGUAUUCAGCAACAUGGAUCACCGGCAUUGUAUUCUGAUGACUUGCAGAAGUUCUACACAAUACGUUUUGAAUAACUAUAUUAAAGCUCAAUAACGCCCUGAUUUGAUAUUCACUGAAACACAGAGGGGGACAGUCGCACACGUUGAUGUGAGGCAGAUCUGUGUACAAAAAAAGAUUGGGCUCCUAGAUGUUCUAAAAUGAUGCAGAGUAGCAAUACUGGUAACCCCCAGCCCUUCCCUGAACCCAGGACUGCCACACUGGCGUUACUUACCUUCAUCGCACAGGCUUUGAUGUGCGCAUUGGUUAAAUAUUUUCUAUCAAAGAGAAACUGUGAAGUUUAACAUAUAUGAAAGAAUUCUAAAGAUUGUGUAAGUCUGUGUGGUGGAGCCUCUGCCAACUGGAGAUAAGACAGCAGCAAGUCUGAUACAGUGUUGUAGGUUCUCAUGCUGAAGUGUUCCCCAGAACUCUGAACCAUGUCCACACGUGGGUGCCCUCAAACAAAUGUGGCAUCAUAUGUUGCAUCAGGGAGGUUUCAGCCACAUAGAUCUUUUGGACACAACUCAAAAAGAAAUGAGACUAUAAUAUAAUACAUUUUAUAGAUGAGUGACACCAACAACCUCCCCUCAGCUUCACGGAGCACUUUAGCCUCUUAACUUGUUGAUUUUAGUUUAAGCUGCUCUCAUCAACCUCGUUUCCAGCAGCAGCAGCCGUUUCAGUGAUAACCCCACAGUGCACUAGCUGCCCAGCAGACAGACACUGUUCGAGACCAGCUGGUGAACAUAGUGGAGGAUCAAGAAGCUAAACACAGAUAUUUCUCAGGAGUCGGUGGAGACCAAACCGGAGCUGAAAGUUGGACGUCUUCAUGUGAACACAAACAUACUGGGAUGAUCGUGUUGCUCUGUGUCUGCUGCUUGUGGAGAUGGGCGGCUUGUUGCUAACGUAUUUACCAUAUCAACUUUAUAGGAUGAUAUUUCAGAUGUUGUGUUUAGAGCUUGCCAAAAACAUAAUAAAAAUAAUGCAGCUUUA